Messenger RNA from Talaromyces rugulosus, 1014 nucleotides. RefSeq lists its product as uncharacterized. Lineage: Eukaryota; Fungi; Ascomycota; Eurotiomycetes; Eurotiales; Trichocomaceae. Bases 1 to 1014 code for a protein of 337 amino acids. The record is from RefSeq and is a predicted model, not a curated record. The transcript is spliced from 2 exons.
AUGACGGAAAAAUCCUGGGCACAGCUUUCAAUUGAUCGCUUUUUUGAAAACAGAAAAUCGCCGAGCCAAGCAGAAUGCUAUCGACUGGCUAGGUCAAUAUCCAACGCCUCUGUUGUUCGCCCAGUCGAUGUUCCAGGAUCUCUCAGCUACACAGUCAUUGGCACAGGCCGUCCAAAUCAAGGCCAGGAUUUGAUAGUUUCUUUCCGGGAGAAGAAUUCAGUUAUUGACUCUGCCACCAUCGCACUGGCGCGGUCGAUUCAUGGCUGCCUUGUUCCGGAAGCCACCUACCAUGGCAAAAUUUGUGACCUGCACAUUUACACAAUGUCUCGUCUGCAGGGAAUCUCUUCUCUCGAAGCACUUAGUACUAAGGCUGAAUUGACACCGGAAGCUGAGGCAAGCCAUACUUGCUAUGUCAAACAUCUAGCUAGAUACUUUGCUCGAUGCUGGUUGAUGCCGCAGCCUACAAAUUCGGAACAGCUGGUUGAACACCGCUCCGGGGUUAAUCGCAGACUAGAAAAGCUCAGAAAAAUAUCGCCGCCGAUUGUUUCAGACAAGACAAUAAACGAGCUAGAAUGCAGUUUCCCGGUCUUGUUUAGUCACGAAUAUCCCCAAGUCCUUACUCACAAUGACCUCUCCAAGACGAAUAUUCUAGUCAAUGAUGAGAGCUUAAAAAUCACAGGUCUAAUCGAUUGGUCUUUGGCUAGUGUGCUGCCCUUUGGGCUGGAGUUGUUUUCUCUCUCCCUUAUGACAGGGUACAUGGGCAUUGAUGGCUGGCACAGCUAUACAUGCCGCGAUAAGCUACACAACGCUUUUUGGAAGGAGUUUUGCUUUGCUUGUGCAAUAGAUUAUGAUCAUGCGCGUUGGAAGGAUGUUUACAAUGCAGCACAAAGUGCUGCUAGACUUGGUGCAGUACUGCAUUAUGCAUUUGAACGAAACGCGGAUGGCUCCCCUUCUGAAGAGGUGGCUACGUCGCAGUGGAUGUGGAGGUUUCUGCCAGUCUUACUAGAACUAUAG